UUCAUGGCCUAUUAGAAGUAGAAGAUGCUCUGGUGGGAUCUUCACGGACAGAAAAAGAUUGUAGUCAGUUUGAUAAUGAUCGAGUGACAUUGCUUCUUCGGCCCGAACCGAGGAAUCUCUUAGAUAUGAUGCAAAAGGGCUCUUGGUCUAUCCUUGAUCAGAGAUUUCUCUAUGAAACAGAGUUUGAAGAAGGGAAGGGAGAAGAAGCCCUUGACCCGCAGGAGGAUUUAUUCAAUCACAUAGUUUGGGCUCCUAGAAUAUGGAGCCCUUGGGGAUUUAUAUUUGAUUGUAUCGAAAGGCCUAAUGAAUUGGGAUUUCCCUAUUGGUCCAGGUCAUUUCGGGACAAGCGGAUCAGUUAUGAUGAAGAGGAUGAGCUUCAAGAGAAUGAUUCGGGGUUCUUGCAGAGUGGGACCAUGCAGUACCAGACACGAGAUAAAUCUUCCAAAGAACAAGGCCUUUUUCGAAUAAGCCAAUUCAUUUGGGACCCUGCAGAUCCACUCUUUUUCCUAUUCAAAGAUCAGCCCCCUGGCUCUGUGUUUUCACAUCGAGAAUUAUUUGCAGAUGAAGAGAUGUCAAAGGGGCUUCUUACUUCCUAA
Messenger RNA from Capsicum annuum, 596 nucleotides. Its product is annotated as protein Ycf2 A-like. The record is from RefSeq and is a predicted model, not a curated record. The annotation marks the transcript as partial. Lineage: Eukaryota; Viridiplantae; Streptophyta; Magnoliopsida; Solanales; Solanaceae. The transcript has a single exon.